This is a messenger RNA of Pneumocystis carinii B80, 326 nucleotides long. RefSeq lists its product as hypothetical. The record is from RefSeq and is a predicted model, not a curated record. The coding region runs from base 45 to 281 and encodes 78 amino acids. The transcript has a single exon. Lineage: Eukaryota; Fungi; Ascomycota; Pneumocystomycetes; Pneumocystales; Pneumocystaceae.
AAAAAAUAUCGGUUGAAUAAAAUUAAAAACUGUUUUUUAAUAAGAUGUCAAAUCAACACUAUACAGUCAAAGCAAUAUAUUCGUCCCAGGAAAAACAAAUUAAAAAAUUUGAAUAUGAAUUAUUAAGAUCAAAUGAUGAAUAUUUGAAAAAUGGCUUUCUUGAAGAGCUUGAAAAAAAUAUUAUAAAAAUACAAGAAGAUUGUAAUAGAAUUCUUACUGAAAAGAUGAAUGAAAGAAAUCCCAAAGAAGUGUCGAAAAAUGAUGAAAAAAGAAAAAAUUAACUGCGAUGAUUCGUUUAAUAAAUUUAUGUUACAAGUAUAGAAUUG